Messenger RNA from Solea senegalensis (Senegalese sole), 1369 nucleotides. RefSeq names its product small nuclear RNA activating complex, polypeptide 1b (gene snapc1b). The record is from RefSeq and is a predicted model, not a curated record. Gene Ontology annotation, biological process: snRNA transcription by RNA polymerase II; snRNA transcription by RNA polymerase III. NCBI's taxonomy places the organism in Eukaryota, Metazoa, Chordata, Actinopteri, Pleuronectiformes, Soleidae. The transcript has 10 exons. Gene Ontology annotation, cellular component: snRNA-activating protein complex. The coding region runs from base 121 to 1173 and encodes 350 amino acids. Gene Ontology annotation, molecular function: sequence-specific DNA binding.
GUUGUUGUUGUUGAGCAGCGUUUUCUCGUCGAAACUAUGGAAACAGUGAAGACGACGCUGGUGGAUUUGAAGGGUGUUAGUUUUUAUCGUGUAUUUGUGUAAAAAAAACAUUUUAAAAACAUGGAGAAUUACAGGGAACAGGUGAAGGCGGACUGUGAGCAGAUUCUCGGCCGCUUCCAAGAAAAAGAUUCUGUUCGUUUCCAGGUUUUUGCCACAAUUUGGAGGGAAAUGAACUUCUCACACAUUUUCUACGGCGCAGUGAAGCGCGAGGGCCGAGCGUUUGUUCGUUUGAUUCUGGACACGGCCUAUGGCUACUUCCUGCCGCCGUUCAGCUUCCAGAUCAGAGUGGGAGGUCUUUACCUGCUGUACAGUCUGUACCAGUGUCAGACCAACGCACGCCGCAAGCAGAUCCGUGUCGCGCUGAAGGACUGGGACGUAGUGAAGAAGUUUGAGAAAGACGCCGUGGACGCUCAGCACGUGGACGCCGUCUACAUCCUGCGACGGCUGAUGUUCCUGAAGGCGUUCCACUUCACUGCCAUGCCCACGCUGCUUGACUACCAGAAGCGCAGGAAUGUGGUGAAGUCGACCUUUUGUGAGAAUUUCAUGGAUCGAUCGUCGCAUCUGCCGGAAAUUAUCAACACCGAGCUGCUGGAGGAACUGUCCAACGUUCACACCAUGUACACGGAGCUGAAGUCGUCGGUGUUUCCGCCGCCACAACAGACGGAUUCUUCCGUGGACCUGAUCCACAGAGACAUGGUUCCACAGCUGCUCAGCACCGUGAAGGAUUUCUACAAGUGGCGGCAGAGGAAGGACACGAGGACAGCUGAGGCCAAAGACAGUGGCGAGGGAACGUCGUCCGGACAGGAGAGCUCCAAAAGAGCCCGGCUCAUCGCUUCCAUCAAAUCAAAGGCUUAUGGAGAGGCAGCAGAGGCGUCCAAGUCGCGUCGCCAUCGGCAGGUGGAGGUGAAUUUCAGCAGCAGCGAGGCCGGACCCUCCUUUAAACCGGUCUAUACCAGGAUUAACAGACCGUCGCUCAAAGCCAGAACCAAAGACAACGUCCACAUAAUAAGUAAAGUGUGGAAAGAUGCCACAGGGACCACAAAUGUCAGUCGUCUCACGAGUCUGGAGUUGGAUCGUGCAGAAAUAAAAAGUUUGCGGGAAAAUUCCAAGUAGAAUUGACGCCGACACAGAAAACCUUCAGUCUGGACCGGAGCUGCUGAUCAGAGAAAACACUCACAUGUUUUAUUCUAUUUCUAUUAUUUUAUUCUAUGUGUGAAACUGAAGAAACUGAAGAAAAAAAGAAAGUUUUUACCUGUAAAAAUGUUUUAAUUUAUGACAGUUUGUGUAAAGACAACGCUGUGUAACGUCA